This is a messenger RNA of Solea senegalensis (Senegalese sole), 936 nucleotides long. Its product is annotated as pre-miRNA 5'-monophosphate methyltransferase. The coding region runs from base 19 to 771 and encodes 250 amino acids. Lineage: Eukaryota; Metazoa; Chordata; Actinopteri; Pleuronectiformes; Soleidae. The transcript has 2 exons. Gene Ontology annotation, biological process: negative regulation of pre-miRNA processing; miRNA metabolic process. Gene Ontology annotation, molecular function: O-methyltransferase activity; RNA methyltransferase activity. Gene Ontology annotation, cellular component: cytoplasm. The record is from RefSeq and is a predicted model, not a curated record.
CAGACGCACACAGUUACAAUGGCAACAUGUAGCGGCUCCGUAGAUGAAUUAAAUGAACCUGGAGCUGCUCCUCAUGGAAACUUCAUAAACUACUACACCUUUAAUCCUCCAGAGAACCGUCUGAGUCUCAUUCCUGCCUCUCUCCUCCAGGAUUUAGGUUACAACCGCGGGGAAGAGAACACGCUAAUGUUGGACGUGGGCUGUAAUUCUGGGGACCUGAGUGUAGCCUUUUACAAGCAUGUGGUGCAGGAGCCUGUGAGUGAAGACGAGUCAGAGAAGAGCAGAGUUCAUCUCCUGGGCUUCGACCUGGACGAGGCUCUAAUCCAGCGAGCUCAGCAGACCAACCCUCUGCCCCGCAGCAUCUCCUUCAUCCCUCUGGACAUCACAACAGACACAGAGCAGCUGCAGCGUUACCUGGAGCAGCACGGCUGCUCUCACUUCCACUUGAGUCUGUGCCUGGCUGUCACCAUGUGGGUCCAUUUGAACCACGGAGACUCGGGCCUGCUGCAGCUUCUCUCUCACCUGGCCUCCAUCAGUCAGCAUCUCCUGCUGGAGGCGCAGCCAUGGAAGUGUUAUCGCUCUGCGGCUCGGCGGCUGAGGAAGCUGGGUCGCUCGGACUUUGAUGUCUUCAAGACCCUGAAGAUUCGUGGGGAUAUGGCUGCACAUGCCAGGGAACACCUGGAGAGAGACUGUGGCAUGGAGCUCAUACAGAGCUAUGGCAGCACUGUGUGGGACCGCAAACUGCUACUGUUCAGGAGGAGAUUGGUCUAAAGGAACAGUGUUGAGUUUUCAUCUGCUGCACAGGAGCUGCAGGGACAUUAUUAUACAAUCAUUUCACUGUUUGCAGCUUUAGAAAUAUAAGAGUUUUGUUAAUCUGGGUAUUACUGGGGUGUGUAUGCUUGGUUUAACAAAAAUAAACACAUUUUGUUAAUAAGU